AUGGGUUUCUUCUUUGGUGACUCACAUGAGAGUUAUCUUGCCCGCUACCGGCUGCGGCUGCUGAUGGACAAGUGGCUUGACGUCUUGGCGAGGAGGCGGCCGGAGGAUCCAUUUGAGUGUCUUGUCGGGCUCAUCAACGCGUACACGCAGAAUGGCGUUGGACUCGUUACGUGUGAAAACAAGUGGUGUGAGAUGGUGAUUCCCGUGUCAGAGUACGCGGCCCACCUGAGCAACUGCUCUGAGGAGGGCAAGUGGGUGAAGUGCGCACGGUGCAACUUACGCGUGGAGGCGUCUCGCAUGCGACAACACAAAAGGAACUGUAAAUUAGAAAGCUGCACAUUCUGCGGGGAAAUGGUGGUACCAUGUCUUCGGGACAUGUGCCCGUACAAGUUGAAGGUGGAUGCCGAGCGAGCCUUUUCGAAACAAUUGUGUGACCCCAACAAGCGCGAUAAUGUGGUGUCCGCGAAAGAAAAUGUCAAACCGCCACUUUCGUCAUCCAUCGAGCCUUCGUCUGCAGGUGCCCCAUUGUAUUUGAGGCAGCCGUUAUCCUUCCCGGAUAAUUUGAGGGACCGUCUGAUUUGUAUUCAGGACCUCUGGCGCAACGCCGCUUUUCAAGAGCGUUUUCAAGAGCUCUCAUUCAAGUUUGUAUGGCGGGCCGUGGAGUUGUACCGCGAGAAGCGGGCGACCAAGGUGCAACUUGCUGUUCAUGGUGAUAAUCCAAAAUCAACGUCGUCGCAUCGUCUCAUGAAUUAUGUGGCACCUAUGAUGGGAUGCAUUUCCGCUUCAAGAUUUGAGGCUUUAGCCAAGACGAUCACAUCCGGAGAGGUGGUGGAGUUUGAAGCGGCGAAGCAAAUUAUCUCCAUGGCCGUCGGUAUUCUGGCUGCCCGCCCGCUUGUGCAGCGCGUGACGAUACCUGAGGACGGCGCUGCUGUGGUGAUUGGGGACCUACACGGACAGAUGAAAGAUCUUUGUGAGGCAAUAAAGCUCACCGGUGGGUUGCCGAACCCACGCCGCUAUUUAGUUUUUAACGGGGAUUUUGUGGAUCGUGGGUCGAAUGGCAUGGGAGUUAUUUUGUAUAUUUUUGCCCUUCUUUGUGCCUUUCCGACGUUUGUUUUUAUUAACCGCGGGAACCACGAGGACACACGCGUCAAUGCCGAAUACGGCUUCGAGACGGAGGUGUGCGGCAAGUACGGAAUGGAGGAUGCGAAGCGGCUUCUGGAGCUGAUUGUUGACAGUUAUGAAGCAAUGCCGCUGAUGACACUCCUGGACGGGAUGAUUCUCGUUGUCCACGGUGGAGUGCCGCGGGUUCCAGUGACGCUUGAGCGCAUUGAAUCGCUGGGUCGUAUGCGACACAUCCCUACAGCAGGGGAUAUUACAGAAGAUGAGCAGAUUGUUGUAGAUAUACUCUGGAACGAUCCGGUAGAAAGGCUUCACUCACGGAAGUUGGGUCUGCGACACCAGGCCGAACACUGGCGCACAAGUAAACGCGGAUGCGGAGUGGAGUAUCUUGCGCCCCUCACGGAGGAGUUUCUCCGACAAAAUAAUCUUCGGCUUUUGGUUCGCUCGCACGAGGAGGUGCAGGCGGGGUUUGAGCUCAUCCAUAAUGGCAAGUGCUGUACAGUUUUUAGUGCAUCGAAUUACUGCGGCGUCGCGGGCAACCGUGGAGCGAUAGCUGUAUUUUCAAAGGGUUCUCUGCAUCCUGUUUUCCACACGUGGUAUGUACAAAAUGAUGAGCUUGAUACAGACUUGUAUACAGCAAAAGAGUUUCUGCAUGAAAUUAUGCCUUCUGUUGGCAACAGUGGUGAUACCACCGAAAAGGAGGAGAAAUCAAUGGAUGGGAGGCCGCUAGAGGAACCGGAUGAAAAGCGAACGAGUGCGAUUGCGGAUAAAAAAAGAGAGUUUGAGGGUUUAAAGAUGACAAAGAACGGCCUAGAGAAGGGCAAGGAUGAUAUGGAAGCCGACAACACGGCGGCAUAUGAUACAUCUGUGGAGCGGAGAUUAAAUUCUCGCCUGAAUGUGCUUAUGAUAUUAGCUGGGAUUAUCUUCCGGAAGCGGUAUGCUAUACUAUCUGGUUUUGUUGCGGCUGAUUAUAGUCAAAGUGGCAUCAUCUACAAGAUAGAAUGGUGUGGGGUUAUGCGGAGUGUUUUGGAAAUUGACCUUCCCUGGUAUUAUCUUUGCAGGUUUUUUGCUGCACAACAAGAAUUGGACGGGGUGCCAUGUGUGCGGUACAUAUCUUUCCUGCGGAGGUUUGACGCACUUUUUUCGUCACAGUACUUACUGCCUUUUCAGGUGGCGUGUGUGCGCCGCGUCUUUGGGGACAUGGAUUUACCAGACGAUUUGCUUAGCCGUCUGGACAACACCGAUGUCCUCGAGGCAACAACGGCGUCAUCUCCGUUGCAUGGGCAAUGCCAGACUGCGAAUUCCGCGUACAGCAGGGGCGGUGUAACACCACUUGCAUCUCUUCACGGCACUUCAAGGAGCAGGUCGUUGCUAUCCUCGAAGAGCCCCGAGCUGCAUGCGACUCAGUCACAGGGUUCUUCAUGCCCUAUUGAAGCGUGGCGUUCUUUGAAGAUUGACUUCAAUCUUCUUGUCUCUAUACUUCGCUCAGAGUCCCGUGUGGCGGCUAAGCUGGAGGAUGAUGCCAUGUACGCCUUAUUUCAGUAUCUUGACCAGGAGGAGUGCGGGCACGUGGUACUGGGCAACCUUGUUGAUCUUGUGGAGGCAACUCUUGUGGAUGAAGAGGCGGGGGCCGUGUUGCUGGAGACGAGUAUUUCGCUCGACACGGAGUUUGCUUUCUCGUUCGGGGACAAAUGGAGGGACGAGCCGCCAAAGGGAAAAGGGGCCGUCACUCCGCCCAUCAUUUCAUUAGUCACGACGUCACUCGUGGACGGAAGCGGCGAACGGCAGGCGGAUGCAGGCGUGGAGAUGGCUACCCCGAGCAAUACUGCCGACGCUUUUGUUGUAAAUGGCCAAGAGAAAGAGUCCGACGGAACGUUGUAUGAAAAAACACCUCUUUUGCCAAUUGUCGCGGCCGGUACGCCGGAAAGUACGGGGACACAUGAGAGGAACUCGGGUCCGGGUUUAAGCCAUGCCGCGAAUCGACCGUUUAUGAGUACUGUGGAGGAGAGCAUUAUGGAUGCGCUUUGGAUUUAUCCUGCGCUUUUGCGUCUGCAUGAAGGGUUUGACUACGGCUCACUGAGUGCACUGCGAAGAAAUUUUAGAAACCUUAACCGUACCGGAGAUGGAAGACUUACAUUCGAUCAACUGAAUGUUGCCAUACAACUCAUGGGCCGGCACAUGCGGGAGCCACUUACAACCGAGCAGUCGAAAAUUAUAUUUAGCGCCAUACGUCUUGGCGGAAGGCGAUUGGCCAUGGCGCGCUCUCUGGAUGCUUUUUUGAAUACCCGAUCAGAUAUACAUUCUUCGAUGUCAUUUCCAUCUUGCAUGCUCCACGGACUCUCAAAAGAUUCCAUAACUGACAUUGAUGAUGGAGGAGAAUUAUCGCACAUCACUAUCAAUGAGUUUGUGACGUUUUUUUCCAUCACAUCUACAGGAGGGAAUUUGAACAGUACGCGUAGCAACGCUGAUAGCCCUAAAACGUCGCGGGUGGGUGAAAAUUAUAAUCCACUCAGCAUGUCAGACCGCAGACAUGCUGAGUUGGGGAAUUUCCUUGAAGAUCUUCGAUCAUGGCCCCAAUUAGAGGUGUUGGGGGAGUUGACAGUCAAGUCAUUUAGUUCCCGGUUUGACGGCAGCACAACUUUGCUGCGGGCGCUUCAAGAGCUGCUGCAGUCCUCUCCAAAACCAACAAAGUUGAUGGCGGGUCUGUCGGUGAGCCGCAAAUUCUCCCCACUUCAUUUCACUAAGUGUGGCAAUGGUUUUGUCUGUCCUCCCGCUAGCAGUCAACAGAAAAAAUCCCCUUUAACUGGAGUCCUGUCGGCAGAAGAGUCGAUGCCUGAGAGAACGCAGCCAAAUUCUGGGACCACGACGGUUGUACCACAAGAGAGCGGAGAAACCCGCAGCCCUGUUGACACCAACUCGCUCAAAGCCGUCAUUCCCGCCAGGGUCCACCCGGACCGUACGACUGUGGCCCCCACCGCUGUUUUUACCCCUGCCACUGGUUCUGCUGUUGGUGUGGGGACGGAGCGAAAGCAACGACCUGAUAAAAUCCAAACAAAACCCAAACAUAUUUCCACAUCACCCAGAGACCUUGUGCCUAUGAGUAGUAACCAUAGCGAUGCCCGAACAGUUGGCACAGUGGCCGGGCAGUCGGUACCGCAGAAAUUUUUAUUUGCUUUGUCAAACCCCUCUUCAGAAGGUGAGAUCUUAAAGACGACACCAGCUAUAACCCAGUCGCAACUAACUGGGCUGACUCCUAGUGUGAGGAAGGUGAGUCUUUCGAAUAGACCUCAGUCCAGGCUUCCAAAUCUCCGGGUCCCACUCAUGAUGACACCUGCACCACCGUCUGCGUCAAUUGAACCCCCAAAUGCAUCACUGAGACGAAAGUAA
This is a messenger RNA of Trypanosoma cruzi, 4506 nucleotides long. RefSeq lists its product as uncharacterized. The transcript has a single exon. Gene Ontology annotation, molecular function: protein serine/threonine phosphatase activity; calcium ion binding. NCBI's taxonomy places the organism in Eukaryota, Euglenozoa, Kinetoplastea, Trypanosomatida, Trypanosomatidae. The record is from RefSeq and is a predicted model, not a curated record. Gene Ontology annotation, cellular component: cytosol; nucleus. The coding region runs from base 1 to 4506 and encodes 1501 amino acids.